CUGGUUAUUUAUAGCCGGGCCCAUGACGUCUCGCUACAGUGCAUCCUUCCCGGCCGCAGCGCUGCGGGCGGUAACGAAAUAACCUGUCACCCGUGGCUGAAAUUGAACCGUCACCCCUGUGUGAACUGGCUCUGUGGCGGGUGUGCUGACCACUCGGCCACGCGGCCCCCGACUGCAACGAGGCAACCCUGACACAGAUGAAGAAGUCGGGCCGCUCCUCGCACACGAAGCUGUGCUCCUGCUGGCCCACGUCCUCAUCCCGCACGCCUCCUCCCGACCACCAGCAGCUUCGCGAGCAAAGCUCCCCGCACCGCAGCCCAGCGCCGUCCGCCAUGCAGGCGCCUGACCCGGAUUCCCAGCACGCCGACGAUGGCCGCCGGGAGCUCGAGCGACUCUUGCCGCGGCUCGUCGACGGCGUGCGGCGUCUGAAGGAGCUGGCGACGCCCGACUCCCCGGUGGGAGAGAGCGACGGGCGGCCGAGGCAGGACGUGGCAGAGGAGGAGGUGGCCACCUUGGCUGGGCUGGAGGCCACGUUGCAGGAGGCGUGGGCCACGCCCGUGGUGGGCCGCGAAGUGGCCACGGAGCUGUGCUCCACACUGCGGCUUCAGGGGGGACUCGAGCUGCUGCUAUCGCUGCUCGCUUCGUGCAGGCCUCACGUGAGGCCCGGGGCGGCCGAGCUUCUGCAGCAGGUCCUUACGACCGACAACAGGUGCUUGCUCGCACGGAAGUGGAUCGCGCGCUUUGGGCUCGGCGCCGUGCUGGGCCUGGCCAAGGAGCGCGAGGACGCGCGCACGGUGCGCGCCACCGCCGCCAUCCUGCAGCACAUGUUCAAGAACUCAGAGGAGACGUGCUCGCUGCUGGUGUGCGAAGGCGGCUUGGACGCCGUGCUCUUCUGGUGCCGCCUGUUGGACGUGGACGUCCUGCGCGACUGCGCCGCCGCCAUCGCCAACUGCGCCAUGUACGGCGGGCCCGACAACCACCGGCGCAUGGUGGACAAGAAGGCGGCCGAGUGGCUCUUCCCGCUGGCGUUCAGCGCCGACAAGCGCGUGCGUCUGUCGGCUAGCCUCGCCAUCGCCGUGCUCGUCAACAACAAGGAGGUUCAGCAAAAGGUGCUGAGUUCGGGCACGUUGGAGCUCGUGGAGCCGUUCAUCGCCUCGCUGGACCCGGAGAAGCACGCGCAGGAGCUGCUGACCUCGCGCGACGACAUGCAGGGCCGCACCGUUCAGUACCUGCAGCAGCUGCUGCCGCUGCUGGACAGCUCGCGUGUGGAGCCGCAGUGCGUCGCCGCGUUCUACUUCUGCGUCGAGGCCAUGAUCAAGACGCAGCAGCAGCACGGCGAGCUCUUCCAGGAGAUCGGUGUGGUGCAGAGCCUCAAGCGGCUGGUGAGCUACUCUUCCAGUGGCACGGCGUGCCGUCUCGCUCACCGCACACUAACCAUCCUGGGAGAGGAGCCACCCGUCCGCCUCCCCACCACCGUGCCAUCGUGGAGACCGACACACGUGCAGGCCUGGCUGCGGCAGGUCGGGUUCUGCAAGUACGCUCCGCUGUUCCAGGAGCUCCAAGUGGACGGGGAUUUGCUGUUGCUGCUGAGCGAACAGGAUCUGAGCGGUGACUUUGCGAUGAAGGAGAGCGUCACGAGGAGGAGGUUCCUGCGGGAGCUGGCGGAGCUUAAGACGUACGCGGACUACAGCGCGUGCGAUGGCAGCAAGCUGUGCGAGUGGCUGAACCGCGUGGGGCCCGGUUUCCGCCGCUACACCUACGGGCUGCUACGCGCCGGCGUCACGCGGCCCUUCCUGGCGCAGCUCACGGACGCGCAACUCACCGACGACUGCUGCGUCGACAACGGCGUGCACCGCGCCACCAUCCUCGCCGCCGCCGCCAGGGCUGCUGCGGACGUGGGCUCCCCGGUGAGCAGCGGGGGCGAGAGCCCCGCGAGCGGCGACAAGCCCGACGUCUUCAUCAGCUACCGACGCGCCACUGGCUCGCAGAUGGCCAGCCUGCUCAAGGUGCACCUGCAGCUGCACGGCUUCAGCGCCUUCCUGGACGUGGAGAAGCUCACAUCCGGCAAGUUCGAGGAGAAGCUGCUGGCAAGCGUGCGCGCCGCUCAGAGCUUCCUGCUCGUGCUCACGCCCAACGCCCUUGAUAAGUGCAUGCAGGACGUGGACCACAAGGACUGGGUGCACAAGGAAAUAGUGACGGCACUGCAGUCCAAGAAGAACAUCGUUCCCGUGUACGACAAGUUUGAGUGGCCGGACCCCAGCAGCCUUCCCGAGGACAUGCGUGGAAUUCUCAAGUUCAACGGCAUCAAAUGGUCCCACGAGUACCAGGACGCGACCAUUGAGAAAAUCGUUCGUUUCCUCAAGCGGCUGAGUGAGGGGCCUCUGCACGGCAUGGAAGCGAACGGCGGCGGCGGCAUCGCCGACAGUGGCUCCUGCUGCUGCCGCGAGGGUCAGGCUGCUGCUGCCAAUCACCAUCACGUGGAGCCCACGAGCCCCACGCAGUGACGGUGCCUCAUGCCAGCUCUCGCGCACCAGUCGACACUCGUCAGGUCUGUGUGCCCGGAGGAGCGACUGGGUUGGAUUGGGCCUUGGGUUAACGAACGACUGCGGAAGCACUUGGCAGCGUGGAUGCUUUGGCAGUCAUUAGUUUGAAUACGUAAUAUUUAGUUCUGCCCUUGGCAGCAUUCACGGACAUAACUGGCAGGUGUUUCUUUGCUGGGUGCUCGCAGGUCAUGCAAAAGCACUCUUUUUCUCGCCAGCCCUACAAUCCUCUGCCAGCACCUAUAAAAGAGGGCUGACCCCCCCUAACAGGCUGUGUCAGAUGAGGCAGCGGUGGAGAGGGGGGGGAGGGGCAGCCUCCAUUGCGCUUGGUUUCGUGAAAUAUGGAAGAAGUCUGAGAAGCUUGCGCCAUCCUGCCACUCCCCUCGUCGUGUCCCUGCAUGGGGACGGCACGGCAGGCAGGGCGGGAUUGCAUUCGGUCGUCGAAGGCAGGAGAAUUGCGCCAUGCACACGUGCGGUACCGAUCUGAAAGUGCUGCCCCACCUGGUCAGCUUCUGAUUGUCCGUGAUGAAGAUCGAAGGACGAGGUGAUGAAAGAAAAAUAGAUAAAGGGAAGACUGCCCAGCUCUCUCUGCGGGAGUGUGGUCAAGCCUCGCCAUCUUUACUAGGUGCUGGAGAAGAAGUAGACAAGGCCAAAGAACAGUUGCUGUUCACGACCUGAGAACACCGAGGAUAUAUCUAGCAGUCAUGGCUGUGAGUGCUGUCAGGCCAUACCAUCAUAAUAUAGGGUUGUUAAAACACAGCCUCCCUCUAAUCUGAAAUCGCCUACACCAAACUCCUACUAAUCCACAUUUUCACCAAAUGCCUCAAAGCAGGGCACCUUCUGAAGGAGUCUGGAGAUCCUGGGCUUUCAUGGUGGAAGUUGUUGAGCUAGUAUACAGUUGCAUAAAAAGAGCUGAAAAUCAACCCCUUCAAAUACCUGCAAUAAUAAUAAUAAUGAAAGUGCAUGGGAAAUCACACAUGCAUGGUAUUUUUGCUACAAGUAGUGUUCACCAGUUUCCCAUGGUUGCCUACGAGUUACAGAUGUUUGGGAAUGAAUCGUUGCAACAAAAAAAAGUUCCGAUCUGCAGUUGCUGAUUUAACUCCAGUCGAGCGACGUGUUUAUUUACAGAGCAGUUCAUUUCUGUUAAGAGUCACUCGACGGUGCCACGUGGCCCAGAGUGCCCACGCGAGGCUCCGCUCUCUUCUCUGCCGAUGACGAGACCCUACCACCGUCAGUGGCACCUACCCCCACGCGGUGAAGCAUUCCCCCUCUGCCUUCCCAGCAGGGGUCCCCCCCCCUCCCCAAAGCCUGAGGAAUUGUCCCUACUCUGCAGGUUGAGCCUGGCAAGGGUCCAUUGAGACAUACAGUAAAACCUUGGAUUGCGAGCGUAAUUCGUUCCGGAAACGUGUUUGUAAUCCAAAGCACUCGUACAUAAGUUGUGAUCACGUGACGCACGGCAGACAAAGCGUAUACACGUACUACUCGUAUUGCAAGACCUCGCUCGUUUAUCAAAUGAAUAUUUAUUUGAAAAAUGUGCUCGUCUUGCAAAACACUCGCAGACCAAGUUACUUGCAAUCCAAGGUUUUACUGUAUGUCUAUUAUGCCAGAAGGACCUAAACAUAAACGGUACAGGUUCGGACACCAGUGUGUUACAAUUGACAUAUUGACAAAAACAUACUAUGUUAGUCUUCACAACAUUUGUGGCGUUUUCUUUUUUGCAAAAGCCAAUCUUUGUUUUGCUUAGUGGUCCAAGAGGAAAUUUCAGAAUCAGAAUAUUUAUUUGUACUGGAAAAAUCCGAUGCGCUAUGAAGCUUUUUUUCAAAGAUGCCCAGUAAAAUUGUCAAGUCUCCGGUAUGACAGCUAUUAGCUCAGGAGCCCAUGUUCAAUGAUUUUUCCACUUCCAAAUUACUAAGUGUUGAUGUAGGUUAUGCAUGAUCGUCGUGUUGAAAACAACGUGUGCAGCAAACUUGAAUAUGCAGUCGGUUGCCUGAUGAAAGGACUUGACAAAGCUAAAAACAUAAAUCAAAGUACAUUGCAAUCAAUAACUAACAAUAAGGUAACUCACCCAACACUGGAUUUAAAACAUACAAUACACACCAUAAAUACCAUAUAUACACAGGGAGCAAAUACGAAAUGUACAAAAUGGGCCUAACGUGUAUGUAUAUUGAACUUUCACACCGUACGUAGCCAACCAUGCUAAUUGGAGGUGCGGCGGAAGGACAACAAACUAAACACAAAAAACUGUUCUGUGUUGGUAAAAGGAAAGCCUUUGUGAAUGUUUGAUGUGAACUAUAUCGAAUUGCCACAAUUUACAAUUUAGCAGGAUUUAUGCUAAAAUUGGCAGGAAUUAAUUUUCCACCAACACAAGAAUCAGGCCGAGUGUCAGUUAAAAAAUCCGUGAUGUGGGGAUUUUUUGCUGAUUCUGGAAUCCUGUGACACGCCGUGGAAAUUACUCUAAUUAUCUGUCAGAAUAAAUCACAGAUUUGAGGAGUUUUUUGCCGCACUACUCCGAUAAUCCGCUUGAAAAAGUUCCUACAAACCAUAAGCGUGCUACAAACUAUGGGAUUCGCGGAUUAUUGGAGGAUUUUUUGUAGUUUGUAUCUGUAUGUGGCGCGUUGGGAGCCACCCCGUUUAGCUUUGAGCAUGCGCGCGUCACUGCCAUGGACAGGAAAUACAGGGUCCAAGUAUAUGCAAUCGGUAGCGAACAAAAGUUAUUUUCCGAGCCCUGGAUUUCAAAUACACAUUUGUAUCACCUGCGCCAUGAGCAGUGAUGUAGCCUGCAUCUCGAUCACAGUUUACGACCGCGGUGGCCGUGUCGAAAGUGAUAAAGAUGCAUGGUUUGCAAUAUUUUUCUGUUCUUCCUGCUGGACAUGCUGCGUUUCACAUAGGGUGCCAUAUCCCGAAGUGCAAUGUCAGCUGUAAUUGACGUGAAUCAAAGGGAUGUUUUAAGAGUACAUUACCAUGAAGCUGAAAGUGGUAAUAUAGAUUUUUUUUAAACUCACCAAUGAAGGUGGUGAGUUCAUUUAAUUUUACUUUUAUGGCUAUUCUUUGUUGGUGCCUAGUCCAUUCCAGCCUAUGACACAUGUAUGUUCCUUGCUGUUUGUGCUUGACGUCUGGAUAUGAACAGUUUGUUAUACUUGAAUGUGAAGAACAUGAAGAUGAUUUUUAAGACACCCGCAGUCCACUCUUUCAUUGAUCUCAAGUGAAAGUCUUGGUCCCAGCCAUCGUAUCAGCACAGAUUUGCAUAAUAGAGCCUGCCAGUAUUAUGAAAGUAAUCACAUUUAAGUAAUAAUAAAGUCGUAAUAAUCUAAUAUAGAGUAAUAAUUAUCAAAAGUAUGAGUCACCUUGCAGAAAUGUACUCCUUUGAAUUCCCAGAGUAAAAAGACACAAAAGGUGAUUUGAAGACAAAAAAAGGGAAAUUGUCACCAUUGGUCCGAUCAUAUCUUGCAUGUAACGUGACAUACUUUUUAUCUGGCAACAAAAUAGGUGUUAAGAUGUUAAAACACCAAACUGAAACCUGUUACAAGGAAUCAUGUCUGCAUUAACCACAACACUUGUGGUCAGAAUGCAAACAAAAAACGUACUCUGAUAAUAUAUGCAUUGUCUUUGAAACUGAUUGGUCCACACCAGCUUUAUUUUGAGCCUAGUCUCAAAUGGUGUUAGACCAGAAGACGCCACAAAGACACAAUGCACUAUCAGAGUAAUGAGAGCUUGGGGCGCGCAGCUACAUCAUGGGACCUCCUUUGCCAGUACCAAAAUAUGAGAAUAGGUUUUCCCAUUUUUUUGGCAACAAAACAGUUGUGUUAAGAUGUUAAAACACCAAAAUCGUGGUCGUGUUAGGCAGGAGCAGGACAAUAGGAAAACCUAUAUACGGGCGUCAUCCUUGUCAGGAAUCAUCAGUACAAUAUAGCCAUGAUUUACAACUGCUGCCUUUUGCCACAGGUGCUUUAUGCGGACAAACCCUCUCCUGGUCAGUCUGCAGAAAAACCAUCACACACUCGUUUUUAUUUGCCUAAUGACAGAAUGUUGAUGCCGAUGUCAUUGCAGCCCGGAUCGUGUUGAGCUUGCCCUCGAUGCCUGACGGUUGCAAAACCCUCGUGGCAUGGAUGAGCAGAGCAAGGUGGACGUCAAUGUUCUGCCCGUCACCUUGUUUUGCCUUGCCUCGAGGCAGGGACGGUGCCUUGCACAGUGGUCAUCACGAGCUGGGAGAUUCCGACCCCGCUGGGCUGCGAGGUGGCGAUAUGGCAGUACAGAAAGUUGAGUUGCGAAACCAAUCUGUUAAUACAUUUUGAUCCUUAUUCUCUGGUAGUGGGUUAUCUCUGGGCAAUAGUUUCCUCCCACUUGGAAAGCACUUGGAAAGGAAUUGGUUGAACAUCGCCAAACGCAGCAGCCACCCGAAAAGGAUUCUUGAUAUUUUGGCUAUCCUGGAUAAAUAACGAGGAUUAUUAAGAUGUUAAAGCUUGCAUUUUCUUGUGACAUCCAGUGAUGGCAGGACUCUGGGUGUUUGUGGUAGACGUCAGAAUUUAUGGCACUCAAUAACGCCCUUGCCACAAUUGGACCUCUUCUGUCUUCCAAUGUAAGUCCACGCCAAUACCCUAUCUGCUGCAGCCAUACCAGUCAUGUUCAUAUAAAAAAAAUCCGUUAUCCAUAUAAAGCAUUGACCCACCUUUAUUCUUUAAACAUUUGCUCAUCAGAGUGAGGUCGGUCCACUGAAGAGGUUCCAGUGGGGCUGGCACAGAACUAUGGAACUUGACACUUGCAUAACCUAGUACCUUCCACCCCACCGCUGAGCCGUGAUCCGUACACGGUAUAAGGGACAAUUGCCAAUUCCAGCCAUUACAAAGAACAUGUUGUUUUUUUUAGAUUUGAGGUUUUCGUGACUGCAAGGAUCCAUACUCUUUGGUUAUUUCGGUAAAGUCACGUAGGUGAAAUAUAAUAAUAAAAAUAAUAAAAUGAAUUUAGUUAUUUUCAUUUUAUUAUUUCAUCUACGUGACUUUACCGAAAGAGCCAAAGAGUAAACAUCUUGUUUGUGGCAUUUAAAUUCAACCUAGACAUUUUAACUGCUUCGAAGUUUAGGUCACGAUCUCUUUUUACCAUUUCCACAAAAUGCGUAAUUUUGCGUGCUCUUUUCCAAACUCACGUUUUCAUAUUUGCACUCAUUUAAAAGUGAAGACGAUAUUCAUUUGUUUCAAAACACACAUCACGUUUCGCAUCGAGUAAUAAAUGCAUAUUUUUGCUG
This is a messenger RNA of Lethenteron reissneri (Far Eastern brook lamprey), 7779 nucleotides long. RefSeq names its product sterile alpha and TIR motif containing 1 (gene SARM1). Gene Ontology annotation, biological process: negative regulation of MyD88-independent toll-like receptor signaling pathway; signal transduction; response to axon injury. Gene Ontology annotation, molecular function: signaling adaptor activity; protein binding; NAD+ nucleosidase activity. Gene Ontology annotation, cellular component: dendrite. The record is from RefSeq and is a predicted model, not a curated record. Lineage: Eukaryota; Metazoa; Chordata; Hyperoartia; Petromyzontiformes; Petromyzontidae.